Molecule: messenger RNA, 1050 nt
Organism: Acanthamoeba castellanii str. Neff
Lineage: Eukaryota; Discosea; Longamoebia; Acanthamoebidae
Product: Myotubularin related protein 14, putative
Exons: 10
Coding region: 1-1050 (349 amino acids)
Molecular function (GO): phosphatidylinositol-3-phosphate phosphatase activity
Source: RefSeq, a predicted model, not a curated record
AUGGAGAAGCUCAAGGAGCUGUUGCUCUUCUUCGACCGGCACCCCCACCCGCCCAAGAGCUGCCGCCACGAGCCUUUCCUGAGUGAGGUGCAAGCGGCAUGCGUGGAGAUGAUGGCAAGAGACGGUCCGGUCUCGCUGAUGGACAACACCCAAGGCCAGCUGUGCCCCUCUUACCCACUGCAGAUCGUCCUCCCGCACGCCACCGAGGAGGAUACGGCCAAGAUUGCUGUUGCUGUAGAAAGGGCCAAAUACGCCCGGCUCACCCAUGACUUACAGCACCACGAGCUCAGGUACCGCCAGCGAUUUGCCGUUCCCGCGUUCGCCUACCGCGGCAGCUGGGUGUGCCGAUCAGCCGCGCCGUCCGACCUGGAGCACAUCCAGAGCUACUUGUUGAAUAUGAUGUCCGAGGAGACGGUGGAGGAGCAUGGCGUGCGGUGCUGCCUGGCGGAGCAGGUGGCGUCGCGUGAGCUGUACUCUUCUCCGCCGCUCCAGCUCUGCGUCGUGCCCUACCCUGGCGUCAAACUCUUCGACACCUGGCGCCAGGGCGGCUACAACGGCAACAUUCCGUAUGACUGGAGCAAGUGUUCUGCGGAGUUGGAGAUCCCAGCGCAGCUUCACGCUGCCGACGAUGAAUGGCCGGAGCACAAAUCCUGGGACUUAGUCACGCUCACGCAGAAGUAUUUCGGACUCAUGCUGUCGCUGCUGGUGCACCAAUCGCUCAGUGCCGACGAGAUUGUCUACCUGACCGUGGCCUAUGAUUGGCUCUUGUUUGGCCACGACUUUGCGGGGCGUCGAUCGAAGGGGCAGGAGAUAAUGCUGUUCACCUUCCACUUCCUCCUGGCGGUCCUGUCGGCCGACUACUCGGUCCACACCCACAUCCGCCGUCAAGCUUCCAAAGCCUCCACCGGCAAGAGCGAAGCCGGCGCAGCAGUCCUGGAGCAGGAUGUGGGCGAGCCAUCAGCUCACUCGGCGGAGACGAGGGAGCGCAAGCUGCGCGACGUCCACCACCUGUUCACGCAAGCCUACGCCCAGUGCUUCUUCAAAACAUAG